Messenger RNA from Scylla paramamosain (green mud crab), 6857 nucleotides. Its product is annotated as protein turtle-like. Gene Ontology annotation, molecular function: protein binding. Lineage: Eukaryota; Metazoa; Arthropoda; Malacostraca; Decapoda; Portunidae. The record is from RefSeq and is a predicted model, not a curated record. The transcript has 16 exons. The coding region runs from base 2130 to 5177 and encodes 1015 amino acids.
AGAGGAGAAGGUGGUGGUGGUGGUGGUGGUGGUGGUAGUUUAAGGGGUGAGAAGAGGAAGGGAAGGAAGAAGGGGAGCGAGAGAAGGAAGAGGAAGAGGAAGAGGAAGGUUUACACUUACCCCGUCUCUUCUCGUGGAUUUCAAGCCUCCCUUUAGAUCUCAGCUGAGUCGCUCCUUCAUACCUUAUAGCUUAUUCACCUCCUCCCGCCAUCCUUCCUCUCCUCCUUUCUUUCUCUUCUUCCUUGCAGCGUUUCUCCCUCCUUUCCUCCAUCCAUCCUUUCUCCUUUCUGUCUACUCCCUGCCUUUCCUUUCCUCUCUCUUUCCUCGUCCUUGUCUCAUAUAUUUCUACUCUUCUGGGAUUUCUCUCUUGUUCCCUCCUUUCUUCUUUUACUAUCCUCUUUCCCUGCCCUUCCUUCUUCCUUCCUCUUUCCUUCCUUUCUCAUCUACCUCCUUCCUCUAUUAAUCCUCGCUGGGAAAUAGUUCGAACUAAUGAAGAGAUACGCACAGGUGUGAAACAUAAACACUCACAUGUAGUCUUUGUUUGCCCUCCCGAUUCUCUUAAUUUCCUGUAUGUCUAUCGGCCUGUCCGCACCUCUCUCUCUCUCUCUCUCUCUCUCUCUCUCUCUCUCUCUCUCUCUCUCUCUCUCUCUCUCUCUCUUUCCUACCUGUCGAUAAUAAGAAUUUUCAUUUGCUAGAGGAGGAUUAGGGUUGUAGGGCGGGGAUGGAUGGCCAGGUGGAUAGAUGGAUAGGUGGAUCAAGGGAUAAAAGAGGUGUAGGGGUGGGAGCACAUUCUUUUCUUCCCUUACUAAAAUCCCACUCCCCUUUCCUCUCCUCCCACCACCCACACUAUCCUGCUUCAUUACCUAAGAGGGUCCUUCUUUGCUCCUCUCUUCCCUUUCCCGCCUCCCUCUCUCUAUCUCCCUCUCGCUCUCUCUUCCUCCCCUUUAUCUUUGCCCCUUUGUGUUUGAUAUUUCCUCCUACGCUUCCUUUCGUGUCAUUGCCUGUUCAUCUCUCGUUAUCAAACUUCCCUUGUCAUUCUUUCCUUCCUCCUCUUCCUUUUCUUCGCCUUCUUCUUGCCUGUGGCAGUUCCUCUUUUCAUGUCUCGUUUCUUUUUGUUGCUGUUACCUUUUUUUUUUGUCGUAUUGCUCUCCACUUCUUGCAUUACUCUCUUCCGCUUUCAUUCCGUCUUCUGGUUAUCAUCUUUUAUUUCUUUGUUUUGUCUUUCUCCUUUUCUUUUCGUCGCCAAUCCAUUACAGUUCCUAAAUUUCCUCUUUAGUGCCUUUUCUUGCGUCGUGUCGCUUUCCUUCCUUCGUUUCCCCUUUUCCGGACGAUUCUAAAACCCGUAUUUUUCGCUUCCUUCCCCUCCUGCUCCUCAGUGAAGGAACUGAAGCAAUCAAUACAUCGGCUGCAGAUUUACCUACUUUAAAAAUACCGCAAUAAUUUGUGGCCGAAGCACGACCACUAAACUCAACUAAGUGUCGGAGCAUAAGUUUGUGUAAGGGGCCUCCUCGCCUCCCCUUCCUUUGCCUGCAUUCCUUAGCACCUCAAUGUGAACGAAGGAGCAAACCUCUUUGGCACGCCGGUGACGAAGCAUCAGCAUGGCACCACUCGCGUUAACUAGCCUAUUUCAGCAUCUUCCAGGCAGCCAGCUAGCCACCUACCCAGCCGAGGCCGUCCAGCCAGCCUGCCACCUACCCAGCCAGCCAGUAGUCUCGCGCAGCGGCUCAACCAUCACUAGGGUAGGAGGGCUCUGAGGCUGGCAGUCUCACCCGGCCCGCUGCCUGGGACGCGCGCGCUGGACGUCUCGCAGUGCCAGCCUCGUUUUCUCUCCGCGAUCACACUACGCCUUCAGGAAUGGGAGCCCAACAGUCGGGUAGUGGACGGGAAGCAGGGCCAAACAGUGCUACAAUCUGCCUGUAGUGCUCGCUAUGUGCUAGUUAAUGAGUAAGAUGAAUGAAAACGCUGAGUAAAUGUACCUCAUCCCCACCCCCGUCCUCCACCUCUUCUCGCCCUGAAGUUUACUGUGCGUUGGAAAUUUGUGUUGCGGGUCACGGGACCGCCAUGACCCGCUGAUUGUGGCGCGCGAGUGUUGUGGUGUGUUGUGCCGCCCUGCUGCCGCCGCCGCCGCUAUGGAGGGGCACGCGUUGUCCCUCACACUGCUGCUGCUCCUCGCCUCGCCGCCCUCGGCCCACUUCCUCGAGAUUAAGAAGAUCACGGCGGUGGAGGGCGGAGAGGCGGCGCUUCCCUGUGACUUCGAGCAUCCACCCAAUGACACGGUGUUCCUCAUCCUCUGGUUCAACGGAAACCUCACCACGCCCAUAUACAACUAUGACUUGCGGCCGGGGACGGGGGGUAACCACUGGGUGGAUGAGACGGUGCUGGGGACACGAGCCACCCUGGAUGUGUCUGCCAGCCCGGCGCGCCUCCUUCUCCGCGAUGUGCAUGCGCGGGACAGCGGCUACUACAGGUGUCGGGUGGACUUCCGCUACCAGCCCACCAAGACCACCCGCGUCAGCCUCUACGUUAUUGUGCCGCCCCGGAAUGUGUUGGUGAUGUCGGAGGGCAGGACGGUGACCAGUGUGGUGGGGCCUUACCGGGAGAAGGACUACGCCACGCUCACCUGCCUGGCCAGCGGGGGAUCUCCGCCUCCCCGUAUCCUCUGGUACCUCGGGGAUCGUCUCAUUGAUAGUCAAAUGGACGACGAUCCCACGGACAAUAUGCUCCGGCCGGGACCUACCAACACGCUCCACCAGGGGUCCCACACAGAGCCCACUCGUUCUAAUACGCUCACUUUGGGGCCCUUCACCCGCAGUGACCUCAAACGGCUGGUGACGUGUGAGGUCACCAACACCAAUCUAACCUCACCUCUCAGCGCAGCCGUCAUGAUCGAUAUGAACCUGGAGCCCUUGAGUGUACGACUGCUGGCACCCGACGAGCCUCUAAGCUACGGGCGGGAGUACGAGGUGGUGUGUGACGUGAGAGGGUCAAGGCCGCCCCCUACUAUCACGUGGUGGAAAGGAACAUCCCGCGUGCAGGGAGCGAGGGAGACGACGACGAGUGAUGGCAACGUGACUACCUCCACUCUCACCCUGAAGCCAGAGCCACCUGACGACGGCACAAGCGUUACCUGUCGAGCAGAGAAUCCAGCCACCGAAACCGUGCUGGAGCAGUCCCUCGCGCUGGUGGUGUAUUACGUGCCCGAGGCCAGGGCUAAACUGGGCACCUCCCUGCAGGCUGGCAAGAUCAAGGAGGGCGAUGAUGUGUACUUCGAAUGCACAAUACAGGCCAACCCGAGGGCGUACAAAGUCACCUGGCAGCACAACGGUCAGCUCCUGCAGCACAACAUCACGGCGGGGAUCAUCGUCAGCAACCAGAGCCUCGUGUUGCAGAAGGUGUCCAGGAAGCACGGGGGUCGCUACUCCUGCUCCGCCUCCAACAUUGAGGGGGACGGCGUGUCUGAGGCUGUCAAUCUGGACAUCAAGUAUGCCCCUGUGUGCUCGCCCGGCCAGAUAACUACGUAUGGGGUGGCGCGGAACGAGGAUGCAGAGGUGACGUGUCGAGUAGCGGCCAACCCCACGGCGACGGGCUUCAAGUGGACCUUCAACAACACCGCGGACACCAUUGACGUGCCGCACGGACGCUUCACCUCAGAGGCCACCUACAGCAUCAUCACCUACACGCCAGUCACGGAGCUCGACUACGGCACGCUGCUCUGUUGGGCGGAAAAUAUAAUUGGGACGCAGAAGCAGCCGUGUCUCUUCCACAUUGUACCUGCGGGAAAGCCGGAUCCUCCAGCCAACUGCUCCGUGAUGAACCAGACGGCUACGGGAUUCACGGUAGCCUGCCAGGAGGGCUUCGACGGAGGCCUCAGACAAGUGUUUAUGCUACGGGUGGCGCGUCCAGGAACCCAAGGACGCAAUCUUACCGCUGGCACCCCAGUCUUCCAGGUAGGGCAGCUGGAACCGGACACCACCUACCGUCUACAGGUGUGGGCUGCUAAUGAUAAGGGUGUGAGUCCCACCGUCCACCUGCCUGCCUUCACCACCCACCCACCCACCCACCAGCACACCGCCCAUGUGGUGGCGGAGGUGAGGGAAGGCCACAGUGACGGCGGCGAGGGUGGCGGCGGCCUUUCUACCUCCGGCGUGACAGGAGGAGGCGGAGGCGGCGGCUCGGGCCUGCUCGGGGAGGGGUCUGCGGGCGUGCGGACGUUAGUGUCUGUGGUGGUGGGGGCGUCGGUGGGCGUGGUGCUGCUCCUCCUCCUGCUGGCGUUGUUGCUUCGUCGCCGUGUGAGUCGCCGCCAACACGACCCACGCAAACCCUCACCCGAACCUGUCAUCCCGCCCACCACAACCCCGCCGCCCGGAAUGAAGGCCGCCCACCACCCGCCCGCCCACGCCUGUGCUCACAGAGAUAUGCAGGUGGAGGGCGAGGCCGAGGUGGAUCCAGACCUCAUCCCGCAGCCGCUGGUCCACGCCUCCCUCUCGCCCUCGGGUCCACUGCUGCAGCCGCCCGCCAACUACGGCGGGGGCGGUGACCCUUCCUUCCGUGAGGUGGUGGUGGCGGCGGGUGGGGGUGGCGGGGGAGGAGGCGGGGCCGUGCAUCACCAGCUUCUACCAGCUUACCCCGCCCACACCCUCACGCCAACACCCUCUACCUCAGCCCCGCACCACCACCACCAACAGCAGCUACAGCAACAGAAACUACAGCAGCAGCAGCAGCAUCUACAGCAGCACCAACAACUCCAGCAGCACCUGUUACCGCAACAGAAACUGCAACAGCAGCAGCAACAACAACAGCAACAGCAACAGCAGCAGCCAGCGACGCAGCAGCAACAGCAACAACAACACUACCAUCAACAUCACCACCCUUCUAAGGACCCGCAGUACGCCCACCUCAACCUGGAGCCGGGCCGUCAGGUGAGUCCCAGCGGCGCCCCCAGGUCCCGCGGGGUGCCCACCGUGUACGCCACACUGGACACCCGGCGGCCACACUCCCAUGUCACCUUUGACCUCCGGCAGUCCCACAGCCAGGCCAGCUUGGGUCACGAGCUUGGGUACGGCGAGGACUCCAUUCACGACCUGGCGUACCAGCACAUCUCGCACGAUACAGGACGACCUUUGCUGGCCGAGGAUCCCACGCCGGCUCUCGUGGCCAAGAGAGAGAGCUCUGUUUGAUACGUGAACGACCCUUAGUGAACUUCUUGAACUGACCUCCCACCGCGGGUCGCCCUUCCAUGUCUCCGAUGAUCUGCCCCGCACUCCUCGGCCUUCUGAGAGGUGGCCCGUGACUCCCUUCCUCUUGUUGUGACCUCUCCAACUCUUGAAAAUGUGACGUGCCCUCCCUGCCGUGAGCCCUAAUUCCUCCCAAAGAAAGCUGCUGGAGACUUUUCAUCUCCAUAAAAGUGGUGACUCGAGAAACCCCGCCCGUCUGGACAACUGUCACCGCGGCUGCCUCCCUCCCUGGCCUACCGUGGGCGUGUGUCUCCCCUCGCCUCCUCUUACCAUCAAAGCGAGCACGACCUCCUAACACAGUGUGUAAAGGUCCCCCGGCAAUGUGGAUUCCUAUGACCUGGCCUCUGAGGAGGUCCCAAACCCUCAUCACAGCUAAAAUGAAGCCUAUAAUGCUUCUAUAAUCACUCCCUCUGACCUUCUUAUCUGUCAGUGGCAGCUUCGAGGGCAGGGGGAGGAAGGACGGCCUGCCAACUUCCUACAGGAGGAAAAGAGACGCCUGGAUUGGCUGAGGCAUGCUAACACUCGCGAUGACGUCACUCCUCGUCCAUUUAUACACUAGAGUGAUUGAUUGGUGAAGGGACAGGACAGCGUUAUGGCACUACCGCCCCCACCCUGUUGACGGAGGUGAUGUGUUAUGACCGCACGGCACCAGAAGACUAAAGCUAAAAGGUCGAAGGUUCCAAGGAUGUAUGGAGGGGAGCAGGUGUACGUAUGAUGAGGCCAGACACAGCGCCACGCCCGCCACACACCUGCCCGCUGCUCCGUGACACGUUCUCUUAUCGACAAUUGACAAAUGGAUUACACAGAGUGACGGUCCCUCGGCACAGCAUGGACAUAAAGAGUAAUUGAAGAAAGGAAAAACUAGUUAACUGCAAUUUAACGAGGGACCAUAAAAAGACUAACAAUAGAAAAUAUGUGUAGAACGGAUAUGACGUAUGAAAAAAUAGACGUUUUCCUUGACACAACAUCGACAUAAAAGAGUAAUUGGAGAAGGGCAAAAAAGCUUGUUAAACUGCAAACGAACGUAAGGAAAAAAUUAUGAAAACAAGUGAAUAACAUGUAUGGAAGAAACACAAAGCAUCUAAUAAUUACACUUUACCAGACAACAAUCACCAGAAAACAACUGAAUGAAAGGCAUUACGGGAGACACGUGUGGGACAGUAGAUCCCUGUGGAGGUUGAAAGGAAAAUCUACUUACACAUACGUUACGUGAAGCACCUUAGGGCCUUACACGAGCCCUGAGGAGACUUACUGGUAUUAUUCUGAGCAUUACACACACACACACACACACACACACACACACACACACACACACACACAAAGGGAGAACAAGCUGAAAGAAUUACGUAUCUUAAUUUCCAUCUAGCGUGCGUGUAGUGGUGGUGGGGAGAGAGAGAGAGAGAGAGAGAGAGAGAGAGAGAGAGAGAGAGAGAGAGAGAGAGAGAGAGAGAGAGAGAGAGAGAGAGAGAGAGAGAGAGAGAGAGAGAGAGAGAGAGAGAGAGAGAGGUAAGCCAAAAUAGAAGAGAAAAAAACGCGAGGUAUACAGUUACAUUACGAACACACACACACACACACACACACACACACACACACACACACACACACACACACACACACACACAC